Messenger RNA from Sorex fumeus (smoky shrew), 1317 nucleotides. RefSeq names its product tetratricopeptide repeat domain 1 (gene TTC1). Gene Ontology annotation, molecular function: protein binding. The transcript has 8 exons. The record is from RefSeq and is a predicted model, not a curated record. Bases 124 to 957 code for a protein of 277 amino acids. NCBI's taxonomy places the organism in Eukaryota, Metazoa, Chordata, Mammalia, Eulipotyphla, Soricidae.
CCAUUGGCCGGCGCCGGCGGAAGUGCCCCGCACGGGGCGGACAUGUACUUCCGGCGGCCGGGACAGCAGAGACGAGCGGAGCCGUGGAGCUAGCUUCAGUUCCACCUCCCUGGCCCUGCGAGCAUGGGGGAGAAGGCGGAGAACUGUCAGGCCCCCGAGGAGCUGCUCAAUGGCCUGAAAAUCACUGAGCCCCUGGAAGCAGAGGGCGCUGGCGCCGCGGGGUCCCCCAGCUCGGAGGAUGAGCAGGGAGAGGAGGAGCAUUUCCACGCCUGCCGGUCCUCCUUCGAGGACGACGAGCCCGGCGCCGGCCAGGCGGAGGGCAAAGCUGAGGAGGAUGCCAGCCCCACGGAACUGGACGACGAGUACCUGCUGGAGCUCGAGAAGAACAUGCCUGAGGAGGAGAAACAGAAAAGAAGAGAAGAGAGCACCCGUCUAAAGGAGCAGGGCAACGAGCAGUUCAGGAAAGCAGAUUACUCAGAAGCUGAGAAUUCUUACAGCCAAGCCCUCCAGACAUGCCCCUGCUGCUUCCAGCAAGAGAGGUCCAUCCUGUUCUCCAAUCGUGCUGCCGCCAGAAUGAAACAGGACAAGAAAGAGGCGGCCAUCAGUGACUGCAGCAAAGCCAUCCAGUUAAACCCCAGCUACAUUAGAGCAAUCCUGAGGCGAGCAGAGUUAUAUGAGAAAGCCGACAAGCUCGAUGAGGCGCUGGAAGACUACAAGUCCGUGCUCGAGAAGGACCCCUCAGUGGCCCAAGCCAGAGAGGCCUGCAUGAGAUUGCCUCGGCAAAUCGAAGAACGGAAUGAGCGGCUGAAGGAGGAGAUGCUGGGUAAGCUGAAAGAUCUCGGGAACUUGGUUCUCCGGCCCUUUGGACUCUCCACAGAAAAUUUCCAGAUCAAACAGGAUUCCUCCACGGGUUCCUACUCCAUCAAUUUUGUUCAGAAUCCUAAUAAUAACAGAUAGCAGAGGCGACGGUAGCGCCCAAAGCGGGCUUGGAAGCUGCGUGCUGCUCGCUGUGUGCCAGGGGACAGGCCCUGCUCGUGUGCCCUUGCCCAAGCGUCCUCUCCAGCGGCCGCCCAGCAGAGCCCCGGGCCCCCGGUGGCCUGGGUGGGGAGGGUGGCCAGGCCUCCCGAUGUCACGAGCCUCAUUGAUUUCCCUUCAAGGUGGUGUCUGUGCCGUCGUCCCCGUGACCUCCCUGUUCUGUCCGGGGAGCACCUUUCGCCCAGCCGGAGUCCCCCGGGCCCCCGCAGCCCUGCCGGCUGGGAGAUGCUCCGACGGGAUUCAGUUCAUGGGACGCUUGCCUGCCGCCCUGUCCCUCGGCAC